UAUUCUUUCCCAUUGGUAUUUAUUGAUAUGCAGCCUAUUCUGUACGCAUCCAAACACAGUAUCUUGUUCCGUUUUCUCGUCUGCAACAUGAGACGGAUUUAGGUCUAAACGCAUUUGUAUUUUCCCCAGAUGCAACUAGAGCACUCUAGCAAGUCUUGCUAACUGCUUAAUUGCUAGCUAUAGCUACGGUCUCGGCAGUGUCUGAGGUAGCUCUGUGUAAUGUGCCAGUUAUAACUAGCUGUGCAUGUGUUCGCAGGAUAUUAGACGGCAGUGAGCUCCCCAAACAGCUGAAUGAAUCCAGAGCCCUCCAGUCUCAUGUCGGAAGAAUCUGACCAGCACUCUGCAGCAGAGGGGAAGGAUGCGACGGGGUCGCCCCUCCCCAAUGGCAGCGAACAGGCCCCCAAGCGUGGAAGGGGCCGGCCACUGGGGUCCGCCAACAAGACGCCCAAACCGGUGAAGGCACCGGGAAAGCGCGGGAGGCCGCGCAAAGUAGUUUUGGACACCUCGACGUCAGUCAUAUCCUCUGGGACGGUCAAGAAGCGAGGCCGACCCCCGAAAGUAAUAAAAAUGAGGGGGAGGCCCAGGAAAACUCCCCUCACACCCGAGCAAGAGGAGGAGAGGAAGAAGAUGAAGAGCAAACCCAAGGGGCCACGAGUGUGGAAGCCCCUGGGGAGGCCACGCAUAUACCCCCGCGAGGACCCCCCGGCCCCCGCCUCGGAGCCCCGGGGGCGAGGGCGUCCGCGCAAGGGCCCGUCAAGGCAGGGGGCGCACCUGCGGAAGAACCCCCCGGCCUCCACCCAGGCCCCGGCGCCCAACAGUGCGCCGCGCAAGAGGGGCCGGCCUCCGGGCCCUACGGAGAACAGCGCCGCGCGGAAGGAGUCCCGCACGAAAAACGGUUCCGCGCAGAAGUCCAGCCCGUCCCCCGCCAAGCGCUCUCGCCGGUCCAGCGGGGCAGGGGACGAGCCCGAGGAGGAGGAGGAGGAGGAGGAAGAGUCUGGGGCCAACGCGGAGGAAGGGGCGGAGGGGGACGCGGACGAGCAGGCGGAGCGGGACGCGGAGGCCGGCCAAAACAAGGCCUCGAACAGCACUGAGGCGGGCGGGUCGGGCGACCGGGCGGAGAGCGGCGAGGAGGGCGUCCCCGCGGCGACCCAGCGCAGGAGGGGCCGUCCUCGGGGCGCGGCGGGACAGGCCGGGCGGGACGAGAAGGGCGAGGGAGGGAAAGCGGCCAGGAAGAAGGGCGGCGGCAAGAGGGCCGCCGAGCCCAAGAAGCCGGCCGCGGCGGGAAAGGCGAGCAAGAAGGAGAAGCCGGGCAGAGAGAGCAUCAGCAGCAUCCUGUAGGGGCACACGGACAGACGGAUGUUUUUAAGUGUUUCGUGGGAUUGCCCUAACCCAGUGGUCUCCAACCCUGGUCCCGGAGAGCUACGGGGUCUGCUGGUUUUCAUGGAGGACUCUGCACUUCAUGAAUCAAUUGGAGCGGUUGAUCACACAGUUGACUCAACUCGCCUGGUGUGUCUUGGGUCUCAGUUGGGUGUUGAGUUUAAGGUGAAAACAAAAAACCAGCAGACCCCGUAGCUCUCCAGGACCAGGGUUGGAGACCACUGCCCUAACCAAAUCCCGUUGUUGUUUUUAUUGAUUAACCAAUUUUAUUUCGUUUUUUCCAGUUUUCAUUUCUACGUUGAAAGAGUAGUCUUGAAGAUGCUGUCGGAAUUGGAGCUUUUUUUGUAAAGCCUCCUCAGCCCUGUACUGAUGUGAAUACGGUGUGUACAAAAAUAAAACUUUCAAUGCAGUCAGAUACCCAAUACCAUGUCCCUUUAAGUCCACAAUUAAAUCACUGUGUGCAAGUUCCUAUAGGCAUGAAACAAAUAAUGACUCAUGUUGAAAAGAAUGUGCUGUGUUGCGGACAUAAAAAAAGGGCCCUUUUCGUUUAAAAAUGAGAUGGAAACUGAUUAGGUUUAGGUAAUUAUGCUAGAAUGCAGAAUUAACUACUUAACAGUAAUUAGAUGACGUAGAAUACUCUCAUUUUUUUUAAGUAAUAGGAAAUGAUGAAAGUGGCAGUGGUUUUGUUAAUAAACAGUUUGUUCACGUAGUGAAAGCUUUAAGAGGCUACCAAAAAACAAAAUGCUAUGAUAUGAAAGAUAAAUAUAAACUAAUUUCUAGAGUGCCAAAUCAUUGGAUUGCUACAAAUAACCCUUGCAGUUUCAAGGUGUGUCGUCAAAGUUGAUCACUUCAGAUGCACGCCAUUGAAUUGCAUUGCCUGAAACUACUGAAGAAAUGUACAUGUAUCAAAAAGGAAUGUUCUUGUUCCUUCAGACAAAUGAAGUAAAGAAACAUGGAAGACACAACAGUACAGUCUUGUAAAUUAAGUUGAGGUGAUUAUCAAUUGGUCUUUCAGCCCAAAAAAAGAACGCGCCUGCUUUUUGUUCACCUCUCCCUCGACUAUUUUUAUGCUCUCGACAUGUUUUAUGUGCCUUACUUGCCAAUGCAUGAAAUGUUCCAGGUUGGGAUCUCCUCAAAUACAGUGAGCCUAGUUUUCCAAUGUGGUGAGUUGUUUAACUGUAGGUGAAUGACAACCUUAUGACCCCCUGCAAAUAGUCUCAAAAUGCAUUUUUACACGAGUAAAAGUAUCCGCAUUCAUGGGAGACUAAGUGCAUCCUGUAAAUUUGUGCCAGCGUAACCAUUUUUGGAUGAUUGUUUUUUUUUUUUUUUGCACUCUAGCACAUGUUUACUUAACUGUAAUAAUGCUAUGCUUAGUUUGUCAUUUUCAUAAAAUAAGUGCAUAUUAUGUGUAUCAGGUACUGUGUAGCAUUUAUGUAACAUUUUCAUUAAUUAUUUUGAAACCAAGUACUGUGUUCUCAUGUGAAGAUGUCUUUUAAAUAACAAUGGUCACAGCGUAAGGAUGCAUCAAAAUUAAAAUUAUACACCUUGGGCAGUUGCUUGUUCUGUCAGCUGUACGCUUGAUUUUAUUUGCUAGUUUGGACUGUCCUGUCGAGUCGCCACAUACAUUAGUGAGGAGCAUUUUGCCUCACGGUGCAAGUUCCUCGCACAGUGAAAAGUGAAGAUGAACGCUUGAAGAUGAAUAGGAUUUCUUCCCAUAGAAGCCCUGGAAGCAAAUGGUAGCAUUUACAUUUAGCAUACGUUUAGAAAGUGGCUUCAGAUCUCUGUCUGUCUGGGUUUGUGUCGAUCAGGUUGUGGUCGUUGUGGGCUUUGGGUUUGGUUAAUGGCCCUCCCUGUUUUAAAGCCCAUGGCAUCAUUUCAUAUGUACCUUUCUGAGCAGGUAUUAAGCCAAUGGGAUGUAACUUGUUAUUCCAGCUAAGGAUUUAUUUUGGGUCCAAAAGGCCAAAUCUGAAUAGCCACAAUUGAUGAGCCUCUGGCUACCACAGCCCUCUAGAAAAAAAAACAAA
Anguilla rostrata (American eel) is the source of this 3401-nucleotide messenger RNA. RefSeq names its product swi5-dependent recombination DNA repair protein 1 homolog. The transcript is spliced from 2 exons. The record is from RefSeq and is a predicted model, not a curated record. Gene Ontology annotation, molecular function: DNA binding. NCBI's taxonomy places the organism in Eukaryota, Metazoa, Chordata, Actinopteri, Anguilliformes, Anguillidae. Bases 292 to 1338 code for a protein of 348 amino acids.